Molecule: messenger RNA, 585 nt
Organism: Acanthamoeba castellanii str. Neff
Lineage: Eukaryota; Discosea; Longamoebia; Acanthamoebidae
Product: PH domain containing protein
Exons: 4
Coding region: 1-585 (194 amino acids)
Source: RefSeq, a predicted model, not a curated record
AUGGCAGAAGCGUUAGUGGAGGUGGGGAUUCGCUUGGGGGCGGCGCUCGUGGAGGUUGGCGUCGGUUUGUGGGACGACCAAAAGAGGAAAGAAAAGAAGGAGGCCGGAGCCGUCACCACCACAGCGGACCCGGAGACCGGCCGCGCCCAGCCCCCUGCCGGCAGUGCCAUGGCCGGCUACUUCAUCAAAGAAGGCCACGUGCGAAAGACGUGGAAGCGGAGGUGGUUCGUGCUCAAGGGAUCCACCGUCACCUACUACAAGACGGAGAAGGACAAGGGCGCACGCGGCAAGAUCAAGCUCAAGAAGGCUCGCGUCUACGUGACGACGCGCCACACCGACAAAGUUUACGGAGCUUGCGCGGGAAAGGGAAGUGAAGUGAACGCGUACCUCGUCGACUUGUGGCCGUCUGGUGGGGGUGUAGAGCGAGAGUGCGUGGUGAUCGAGGACACGCGGUACGGGAAGACCUUCCACUUCUUCCCGUGCUGCCAGACGAAGGCUGCCGAGGGCCGCCAGAUCCAGGAGUGGCUCGGCGUGGUCGAGGAGUGCGGCGGCAGCGUCGUCCAGGGUCCGCCCCGCAAGCAGUGA